AUGGCGCGGCAACGCCGCACCCUGGGUUUUCUAGUGCAAGGGAAUACAAUGUUUCAACAAAAAGUGGACUUCACAACACAGGAGCCAAUUAUGAUCCGUAUCAAUGACAAAGUCCUUGUGAUACUGAACCCUAACUUUGUCCCUCAAGGUCUUUACAAUAUCGGGAUCCAAGGAAAGUUCGGAGAAGACAAAUGCUGCAGUGGUGGCGUCUUACCGAGAUUACUGACCUCAGUGCUUGCUAAAAAAAUGUCCAGGGUGGCGGCGCUGCUAACGCUGGUGCUGGUGAUCGUGGUGAACCUGGCGCUGGGGCUCCUCCCCCGGGUGGACAACUUCGCCCACAUCGGCGGCCUCAUCUCGGGCUUCCUCCUCGGCUUCGUCUUCUUCAUCCGCCCGCAGUUCGCCUGGCUCACCCAGCAGGGACGGGUAUCAGCAGUUGCCGCGCAGCCUGGCGGGCAACCAACGGCGGCUGCAGCUCCUCCGGUACCGGUUCCGGUGAAGCGCAAGCACAAGACGUACCAGUACGUGCUGUGGCUGGCCGCCGCCGUGCUGCUCGUCGUCGGGUUCACGGUGGCCACCGUGCUGCUGUUCAGAGGGUACAAUGCGAACGAGCACUGCCCGUGGUGCCACUACCUCAGCUGCGUGCCGACCACGAGGUGGAGGUGCGACGCGUCGCCGACCACGUGCACGGGUAUGCAGCAGGAGAACACGCUGACCGUUGUCUGCGCCGGCGGCAAGAACCAGACGUACGUCGUCGCGUCGUCCGCGGAUGCCACGCAGGACAGGAUCAACGACCUCUGCAACCAGCUCUGCACCUAG
Molecule: messenger RNA, 816 nt
Organism: Miscanthus lutarioriparius
Lineage: Eukaryota; Viridiplantae; Streptophyta; Magnoliopsida; Poales; Poaceae
Source: the annotation of a GenBank genome assembly